Rangifer tarandus platyrhynchus (Svalbard reindeer) is the source of this 735-nucleotide messenger RNA. Lineage: Eukaryota; Metazoa; Chordata; Mammalia; Artiodactyla; Cervidae. The record is from the annotation of a GenBank genome assembly.
AUGCCUCCUGGUGUCCCUGGCCGGCGGCUGGCGGCUGGCGGCUGUUCUGAUCAGGGUGCAUGCACCCUUACAUCACUGGCCAUCUCUCCCCCGCCUCUCUUUUCUAAUCCACCUCCCUGCGUAUCUCUUCCUCACAUCAAUACCACUCACGUCUUCAACCCAGUGAGGAAGGCUGCAUUCAUAAUCUGGGCAAUCGUCUCCGUGUUAUCGAACCUUGACUUUGAAUUUCAGAGCUCUGCCCUAAGAAGGGUGAGGGAGGAUGGGAAGGAGAAGAGCGGUGCAAACACAGACCGCAGCUACUGCUCGGAGGGGAGACCAGGGAGAGCAAGGCUGGGACCCUGGCUGCUUUGGACACGGCGUCGGAACCGGGAGGCAGCGUCUGGCAUGAGCAGGAUGCUUGCGGGAAGAUGCAGGCAGAGCUCCACGGAGACAGUGCUCUCCGGGGGUGAAGCGUUCGCUGGCGGGUUCAGGAUGAAGCUGGUCCCUGAGGGCUGCCGAGGUGCGGGCUGCCAGGUAAACACGGCCGGAGAGAACCUGGAAAAGACGCCCUUUCCCCGCCAUGUCUGGACGGCCUCCGUCUCUCGCCUUCUCUCCGUGGAUGGAGCUCACCUGCAGCCAGCUGCCAGAGAGGACUGUGCGGCGGACCCGUCCCUGUUCACACAAAGCAGGCAAGGAAAUGAGGAUGUUGGGGUGGGCGGCAACGACCCACAACAGACGCAGGUCUCCUCACGCUGA